Messenger RNA from Staurois parvus, 320 nucleotides. NCBI's taxonomy places the organism in Eukaryota, Metazoa, Chordata, Amphibia, Anura, Ranidae. The record is from the annotation of a GenBank genome assembly.
AUGCGGACUGUUUCUACAAACAUUUGGGAAAGACUGUGCAAUAAAUCCAUCUAUGAAAUUUCCUUGCUACUAAAUAUUCCACGGUCAACUGUUAGUGGAAUUAUAACUAAGUGGAAGCAACUGGGAACAACAGCAACUUAGCCACCAAGUGGUAGGCCACGUAAAAUGACAGAGCAGGGGCAGUGCGCAGACGUUGCCAACUGUCUGCAGAGUCAAUAGCUAAAGACCUCCAAAUUUUGUGUGGCCUUCAGAUUAGCACAACAACAGUGCGUAGAGAGCUUCAUGGAAUGGGUUUCCAUGGCCGAGCAGCUGCACCCAAG